GACUGGCCCUGCGGCGGCGUGCGCGGACGUCGCGGGGCGGGGCUUCCGGCGGCGCGCACGAGCGUCUUCCGGCUGUGUGCGGGGGUGGUCCGGCCGGCCUCCGGAACAUGAAGUAAAUUCUGCCGGCGUUUUCCUCCCUAACCCCGACCAGCUGACAUAGUUGGGAAAGCCUCCCCGUUGACUUGUCGUGAACAGGAACCCACGUUUUUUCCAGUCCUUUCCAAGCCCCCCGGACCCUGAGGCUGGACCCCGCUGUGACAUGCCCGCCAUGAAGGCACUCGUUAGCACGCUCUGGCUCGCUCUGGCCUGUGGCUCUGUCCACACCACCUUGUCAAAGUCAGAUGCCAAAAAGGCCGCCUCGAAGACCCUGUCAGAGAAGACUCAGCUUUCAGAUAAGCCUGUCCAAGAUCGGGGUCUGGUGGUGACGGACCCCAGAGCUGAGGACGUGGUCCUCGAGCAUCGCAGCUACUGUGCAGCAAAGGCCCGGGAGAGGCACGUUGCUGGGGACGUCCUGGGCUACGUCACUCCAUGGAACAGCCACGGCUACGACGUUGCCAAGGUCUUCGGGGGCAAGUUCACGCACAUCUCACCUGUAUGGCUACAGAUAAAGAGGCGCGGCCGUGAGCUGUUCGAGGUCACAGGCCUUCACGACGUGGACCAAGGGUGGAUGCGGACGGUCCGGAAGCAGGCCAAGGGCCUACGCAUAGUGCCCAGGCUGUUGUUUGAGGGCUGGUCUCAUGAGGACUUCCGCAGCGUCUGGGACAGCGAGGACGAGAUAGAAGAGCUCACCAAGAGCAUGGUUCAGGUCGCCAAGAGCCAGCAUUUUGACGGCUUCGUGGUGGAAGUGUGGGGCCAGCUGCCAGGCCAGGAGCAUAUCGGCCUCAUCCACAUGCUCACCCACAUGGCCGAGGCCCUGCACCAGGCCCGGCUGCUGGCCAUCCUGGUCAUCCCGCCAGCUGUCAUCCCUGGGACAGACCAGCUGGGCACGUUUACACUCAAGGAGUGGGAGCAGCUGGCUCCCGUGCUGGACGGCUUCAGCCUCAUGACCUACGACUACCCCACCGCACAGCAGCCUGGCCCCAAUGCGCCGCUGUCCUGGGUGCGAGCCUGUGUGCAGAUGCUGGACCCCAAGGCCCGGUGGCGGAGCAAGAUCCUCCUGGGGCUCAACUUCUACGGCUCCGAGUACUCGGCCUCCAGGGGUGGCCGUGAGCCUGUGGUCGGGACCAGGUACAUCCAGACACUGAAGGAGCACAGGCCCCAGAUGGUGUGGGACAGCCAGGCCGCGGAGCACUAUUUCGAGUACAAGAAAAGCCGCGGUGGGAGGCACGUUGUGUUCUACCCGACUCUGAAGUCCCUGCAGGUGCGGCUGGAGCUGGCCAGGGAGCUGGGCGUCGGGCUGUCCAUCUGGGAGCUGGGCCAGGGCCUCGAUUACUUCUAUGACCUGCUGUAG
This is a messenger RNA of Hipposideros armiger (great roundleaf bat), 1450 nucleotides long. It is a transcript of the gene CHID1, whose product is annotated as chitinase domain containing 1. Gene Ontology annotation, molecular function: chitin binding; oligosaccharide binding. The coding region runs from base 260 to 1450 and encodes 396 amino acids. The record is from RefSeq and is a predicted model, not a curated record. The transcript is spliced from 14 exons. Gene Ontology annotation, biological process: carbohydrate metabolic process. Gene Ontology annotation, cellular component: endomembrane system. Lineage: Eukaryota; Metazoa; Chordata; Mammalia; Chiroptera; Hipposideridae.